Molecule: messenger RNA, 1146 nt
Organism: Parasteatoda tepidariorum (common house spider)
Lineage: Eukaryota; Metazoa; Arthropoda; Arachnida; Araneae; Theridiidae
Product: GTPase Era, mitochondrial
Biological process (GO): ribosomal small subunit assembly
Cellular component (GO): mitochondrial matrix
Molecular function (GO): ribosomal small subunit binding; rRNA binding; GTP binding
Source: RefSeq, a predicted model, not a curated record
AUGAUUAUAAAGCACUGAAGAAAUUGAAGCCUUUUCAGCCUCAAAAUCCUCAUCUUUUGAAAGUAUCAAUUUUAGGUGAACCUAAUGCUGGAAAAUCAACAUUAACGAAUAGUCUUGUUAAAUGGAAGGUUUGUGCAGUUUCUAGCAAAGUUCAUACAACUAGGAAAAAAGCAGCAGCUGUUUUAGUGGAAGAAAAUAAACAAAUAGUUUUCUUAGACACACCUGGUUUUGUUACUCCUGAACAGAUUAAAAAGCAUUCUUUGGAAUCUUCAUUUGUUAUGGAUCCAAGGCUGUCUGUUAGAGAUGCUAAUAUAAUUGCAGUAGUUGUUGAUAUUGCAAAUAAAUACACCAACAAUAGAAUUAAUGAGAAUAUAUUAGAAUUAUUGCAAGAUUUUAAAGAGAAGCAAACUAUUUUAAUUUUAAAUAAGAUUGAUGCUAUGAAAUCAAAAACUAGACUGCUGAGUUUCACUAAAACUUUGACUUGUGGGUGUAUUGGAGGAGUACCUACUUCUGAGUUUGAAAAAACGUCUGAGGAAAAAGGAACUGCAAUUGAUGAUGUGCCAUCAGAUGUUGGUAAAAAAUCUGUAGAAACUGAUUUCAACAACAAUCAAAAUAGUUUCAUUUCUCAAAAAAGACAGAAAGAUGGCUGGCCACAUUUUUCUAGAGUAUUCAUGGUUUCUUCCUUGAAGAAUGAUGGAAUUGAGGACUUGAGGAACUAUUUGUUCAGUCAAGCAAUACCCCAUGACUGGAUGUAUCCUGACAGCCUAGUGACAGACCAACAUCCACAUGAUAUAGCUCUAAUGAUUGUCAGAGAAAAAUUAUUAGAGUACUUGCCACAAGAAAUACCUUAUCAAGUGCAAAUGACUAUUUCAAAGUGGGAAUUACUACCAUCUGGUUGCCCAAAAAUUGAUAUUAAAAUACAUUGUACAACACCUCGACACAAGCGUUUCAUUAUUGGACCAAAUGGGAAGCACAUAGCUGCAUGUGCAGAUAAAUCAAGAAAAGCCAUGAGGGAAGCUUUUAGAAAAGAUGUAGUUCUGCAUUUAGGAGUGAAAUGAGAAGGUUUUUCUUCUCAUCUUUAACCUGUACAUUACAUUGUUACAAUAAAUCUUAUAUAUUUAUACCAUUAAACUAUAUUAAUGAUGC